AUGCCGCCUUGGCCAGACACGUACCCGCUGUCCUUCUUCGCGCCGCUUGCACCGCCGCGCUUCAUGUCCGCCGCCAUCUCGCCGCUCAACCACGCCGACUCAACCCGCUCGACAACCGCACGCGACGUGCACCCGCACCUGCCAGCCGGCACGGCAGCCCUCGGUAUCCCCACGUCCACCGCACCGCCCGCGUUCGUUCCUCCUGCCACCUUUCCCCCUCCUCCUUCGCCUCGACCCGACUCGUCGCCGCCUGCACCCUCUCGCCAGCCCGAUGCACAGCGGCUCCAGCGCCCAGUCGCCUCGGCUUUCUUCGGCGAGCAGGCGGGCGACGGGCCGCACCGGCUCGGUGCCGCCGCCGCGACGAGCUUGACGGCGUCGUCGUCGCCGGCACAGCGUCUGCAGCAGCACGCGUCGGGAGAGCCGACCCGUGACGUCGCUCGUCGCGGUGAAGAAGACGGCAACGCGGUCGAGAGGGGCGCGAGGUCGGCUCGGGCGCGCAGCCCCAGGCGCAAGAGCGAUCCUCGCCGCGACUCGUCGGUCCGAUGGGCGCCGUCGGCGGUCUCGCGCUCGUCGCACCUGUACGAGGACGACCUCGGUCCCUGUACUUUCGCGCCGAGCUUCGCCGGGCUCGGCGAGCCGCGUUAUGCCCCGCCGAGCGCGCACGACCACGGGCGGCCGCACAGCCCGCGCAGGCGGACCCGCUCGCCGUCCCCUCCCGCCCGCCGCGGCUCGCGCCUCGAGGCCGUCGAGCCUCGCCGCACGUCGGUGCGCUCGAUGCCGCCGGCGUUCGUCGACCGCCCUGCGUCGGCGAGGUCCGAGUGCGCGCCUGGGCCCGUUUCGGCGCCGAGCGGCCCGUCCUACGCCCAGCCGCGCGACGAGCCCUCGACUGCGCCCGUCGGCGUCGACCCGCCCUCGUCGAGCACGCGCUCCAGACGCCAGGGCGCGGGCUCACGGCUGCGGCGGCUCGAGAAGAAGCGCGCACGGGCCGCCAGCCGCGAUGACGACGAGCUCGACCCGUCGGGGAGCACGAGCGCGAGGGCGUCGCACGACGGCCCGCUUCGUCGCCUCGACGGCAACGUCGACGAGCUGCGCGACGCCAAGCGCCCUCGCGUCGAGCAGGCCGCAGCAGCAGCCCGCACAUCGCCGGCGCCGUCGCCGCAGCCGCGUCACGACGCGCCCGCGCCCCUGCCCGACUCGAGUCGGGUUGCGCAGGGCGGCAUGUCGCUCUCGGACCGGUGGGACGCGCUCGAGGAGGGACGAGGGCAGAGGGUGAGCGCCGGGACGGGCGGCCGCCGUCGGCGAGGAGGGAGGAAGGAGGCGCGGCGGUUGGCGGCGGCGGCGGCGGCGAGAGGCUGGGACGACGGCGGUGGAGGCGACGGCGACGCUCCAGCUCGACCGUCGUCACGGGAGGAUAGGGGAACCGGGCGGCGCCCGUCGGUCGACGACCUUGACGGGCUCGUCUUCGACUUUGCGGCCGAGCCACCUCGUCGGCCCUCGGGCACGCCGCCGCUCGUCACCCCUCACCAGCUGCCGCCGAGCAAGCGCACCUCGUCGCCGAGGAACGGGCCUCGAUGGGCCGAGCCUCGGCGCACGCGCUCGAGCAACGGCGGCGCGCCAGCACCUCCACCCGAGCGCACGCUGCGCGACUCGGACCUCUCGCCGUCGAUCGCUGUGCUCAGGGAGCGCGACUUCAAGCGGUUCGUCCUCAAGCGCCCUGUCGAGCCGACCUGGAGCCUCCCCCUGUACCUCCUCAUCCUCAAGCUCCUCACGUCGAUCGCGCCGCCCGAACUUUGGGCGCCCGACGCCGCCAGCCUCGGCGCCAGUCCACCCUCACUCGAGCCCGACUGGCUCGCAACGAGCGUCAUCGGCCGACAACCCGACAAGGCCGAGGUCCGAGCGGCGUGCGGCGGCUCGCCCGGGCGCGGGCUCGGCUUCGCGAGCUUGUCGCGCGCCGUGCACGAGCGCUACCUCGCCAUGGUCGACGUCGUGCGGUGGCUGUUCGAGGACAGGAGCCUCGGCGAGUCGGAGACGGCGUACGUCAUGCUUCACGCGCCGCGCGAGGUCCGCAUCCUCGUCUCCCGUUUCGCCGAGGUCGUCCUCUUCUCCGAGCUCGUGCAGCGCCACGAGCGCACCCUCGUCACCUACCUCGCCCGCCUCCCGUCCCCCUCGCCACGUCAGCGCGCCUCGCUCACCCUCCUCGAGUGGCUCAACACGACGGCCCAGCCCGACCGCCACUACCUCUUCCUGAGCGAGCCCGACGGGCGCCUGCGCGGCGAGAAGACGGGCGUCGAGCCGUGGAGGUGGUGGUUUGCGAGGGCCGAGGCAGGGAGGUCGACCGCGGUCGAGGUGCUCGACGACUGGGAGCGGGACACGUUGAGCAUGGAGCAGUGGUGAGCAACGAUGCCUCGCUUUGCGCGC
Rhodotorula graminis WP1 is the source of this 2418-nucleotide messenger RNA. RefSeq lists its product as uncharacterized. Bases 1 to 2394 code for a protein of 797 amino acids. The transcript is spliced from 2 exons. NCBI's taxonomy places the organism in Eukaryota, Fungi, Basidiomycota, Microbotryomycetes, Sporidiobolales, Sporidiobolaceae. The record is from RefSeq and is a predicted model, not a curated record.